Gadus macrocephalus (Pacific cod) is the source of this 2972-nucleotide messenger RNA. RefSeq names its product putative olfactory receptor 13C6. Gene Ontology annotation, cellular component: membrane. Gene Ontology annotation, molecular function: G protein-coupled receptor activity; olfactory receptor activity. The record is from RefSeq and is a predicted model, not a curated record. Lineage: Eukaryota; Metazoa; Chordata; Actinopteri; Gadiformes; Gadidae. Gene Ontology annotation, biological process: G protein-coupled receptor signaling pathway.
GGUUGGGUAUGGAAUUCGCUUUUUUGGCCAUUUUUGCAAAAUUACUUGAAAUCCUUAUCAUAACCCACUACAGCCACUGAGUUAGAAGUACUGACAUGAAAAUUAAACAAGUCAAUCAUCUGUGGAACGGGCAGGGCUCGAAAAACUCCAGCCAAUGAUUUCCAUUGCCACCGAGUUGCAUUGGACAGUAAGUACGUCAAUCAAACGGUCAUACUGCACUCCCCCUCCCCCGCGCCCCGCGCGCGACCCCUUCGUGCACGUACUCAAACCUCGUGACCCAGAGCAAGCUUCUGUUUGUUGUUAUCCUGCGGUAGCUACUGGAGCUAGCUAACUAGCAAAUGACUCGCUCUCGCGCAUCUGUGUUCGCUCGUGCAUGAUUGCGCGUCCAUGUACUUGGAAUGGGUGGAGUCAGAGUCAGCAGGGGGUAGGACCAUUUGAGUUGUGUAUUUUCAAAAUCUGCUGGCGUUUCGCAAAUCCCAUACCCAACCUUUAAUUAUAAACAGACCUAAUUAUGUUAGUGAGAGUGAAAUGGUGGCAGUUUUAAAAUAAUAAUAAAUAAUAAGGUUGGAUUCCAGUCCGUUGUACCGUAGAUCCACAGAGAAAUUCUCUGCCGUAGUAGAAAAAUCAUGAAUUCUUCCUGAAAACAAGAAAGGCAGCCAGAUCAACUUCUGACCCUACUAUCUUGUAGAGUUAAGACCAUGAGUUGGUCGCGUUUCCAAAAAUAAGACGCCUUUACAUCCAGUUAAAGGCGUCAAUGUGACUUGCGUCGCAUUGAUUUCCGAAGUCGCUGCUUUGCCCACAGAGACGAUCCAGUAAGGGGGCAACAACACCACAUCAGGCGACCGAAAUGAUAGAAUGAGCGCAAAACUGUUUUUUUGGCAAUUUUCAAGCAGUGGAGGGAAACACAACAUAAGGUUUUGAAUAACUGGAUGUAAAGGCGUCUUAUUUUUUGGAAACGCAACCAAUUUAUGGUCUUAACUCUAGUAAGGCUGUGACGUACAAGUUGUUCUGUGCUGUGAUUGGCUGAAGAGAAAUAGCUAAAUCGCCGCGUUCUAAAACUGGACCUUGCGAUUUGACAUGUUCAAUAUCUGGCGACUCCUUGCAGCUCCUUGCGACUCCUUGCAACGACCAGUUCACACCGCCCCUGCGACGUUCUAAAACCGUCUCGUUGCAAGUCGUUGCAAGGCAAAUCUUUGGUCUGAACUGGGCUUUACAACGCGAGUAUUGAGUCAGCGCUCUCUAUCACCACUGUCAUCCCAAAUUGGAUAACUGUAUCUAUUCUAAUAUUCAUAAUCCAAGUCUGUCUAGGUAUUUUAACACCAUCAGCAUUGCUGCACUGUUCAAGAGAUCAAGAGAAUGUUUAUUUGUCACAUGCAUAUACCUGUAAAACAGGCAGUGAAAUAUAAUCCUGCCUUCGCUCCAAGACUGUGCUACUGUUGCAUGGGGACUCAUGAUUGAGCAGGCCUGGUCAACCUCAAUUAUUAGGUAUGUGGGCAAAUGCUUCCUGAUGGUGUCGAUUUAGGUCGAACAGAGAACAUUUUCUAAUACUUCAAGCAUGUAUAGAUCAAUAGCUCUAAAGGAAUGGGUCAAGCUUCUAAUUUUCCCUUAUUCAAGCCAGGAUCUUGAUGCGUAAUGCCACUGCUCAGGGUGGUUAGGUAGUUAGGCAAAGUUUGCUGGUUUGAAGUCGCAGCAUAUUCUUAAUGCAAUUUGUGGAAUAACCUAGAAAAAACUAUUUUUGCUAAUAAUAAUCCUCAUAAAUAGAUCUUUACCUGCCUAAUAAAAUGUCCCUUUGAUGCUCAUGCUUAUGUUUAAUCCAGCCUUAUUUGGAUUUGAUUGGAUGUUGCCUCUGUGAUUGUGUCCAGUUCAUGAAUAUUAAACAAUCCUCUGACUUAAAAGGUCCAAGCAAAACCUUGUUCUAAAAUAUAACUUUUUUUUUGCAAUAAUUAAGGUGAUUCACCAAAAUGUAGUUACUGCUUCAAUUAGUUGUGUGCUUGUUUAUUAUUUAUAUCAGAUUACUUGUACAGUUAUGAUCUGUUUAAGAUUGUAUGCUCUACGAUAAGUAUUGAUAUGUGAUGCAAUAGAUUGAUUUUGGCUUUGUGAUUUACUUUUAACAUUCAUAGAUUGUCAUUGAAUCAAUUGAGUCAAGGGAAAAAAUGAACUUGCAUAAUGGCUCAAUUCAAAUAACAGAAUUUGUUAUCGGAGGCUUUGAAAAGGUUGAAAGACAAAUGGAAAUAGGUUUUGUGAUGUUAGUUGUUUAUGUUUUAAUAAUUGUAGCUAAUACACUCAACAUAGUCUUUAUCAUUUUAGACAAGAAACUACACAAACCAAUGUAUCUUCUGAUUUGCAAUUUGGCUGUUGUUGAUAUACUGAUUAGUUCAAGUUCAUGCCCAACUAUGAUUGGUGUAUUAUUGGCUGGUGCGAAUACGAUUUCCUAUGCGGCAUGUUUGAUUCAAAUGUUCAGCUUUCAGGUAGCUGAAGCGAUGGAGAUGUUGGCUUUAGCUGUUAUGGCUUUAGAUUGCUUGAUUGCCAUCUCUUUUCCACUAAGGUAUCAUAGCAUACUAACAAAUGCUCGUACCAUAGCCAUAACAUAUUUCCUUUGGGUCGCUGCCUGUGCCUUUGUCACUCUUAUGCCUGUGCUUUUGAUACCAAUUCCUUACUGUUUUAACCGGUUACGCUACUCUUUCUGUGAUUACCUCGCAAUUAUCCGAACCUCUUGUCAUGAUCCUAAACAUUUUGAUGACAUGAAGUUGAUUCUCACCAACUUCAUGUCAUUUAGACUGGUCCUCCAGGGGAUGUCAUCAGGAAGUCCUCAGCCAUUGCUGUCCUCCGCCACUGCUGUUCUGUUAAGGCUCGGCAAUAGCUCCCCACAAGGCUCACGUCAGCAACAAGGAGUUCCCGAGCUAUUCCUCCUUCAGGCUUUGGCCAACCCCACAGGACAGCAGUUCAACUCCACCAGUGAUCUCUUCUCCUAG